Molecule: messenger RNA, 5834 nt
Organism: Mercenaria mercenaria
Lineage: Eukaryota; Metazoa; Mollusca; Bivalvia; Venerida; Veneridae
Product: pyrroline-5-carboxylate reductase 1, mitochondrial-like
Exons: 6
Coding region: 95-937 (280 amino acids)
Biological process (GO): L-proline biosynthetic process
Molecular function (GO): pyrroline-5-carboxylate reductase activity
Source: RefSeq, a predicted model, not a curated record
ACCGGGAAUCGGUUUAAAACGGAAACUCGACCUACGAAAAUUAAAUUCGAUAGCUUGACACACUUUAGGGUAUAUAAACAAAAUAACAACAUCCAUGGCUUCAGCACAGAGAUCGCGAGUGCCACCAGAUAUGGCCGUUGGAUUUAUUGGCGCUGGUCGCAUGGCACAGGCUAUGGCCCGAGGAUUUAUAACUUCAGGUAUUAUAAAGGCAGGCAAUAUAACAGCAAGUGAUCCAGACCCACGAAUGCUUAAUUAUAUCAAAAAGAAUUUAGGUAUAAAUAUAACAGAUUCCAACAAAGAAGUGGUACAGAAGAGUCAAAUGAUCGUGCUAGCAGUGAAGCCAAAUGUUGUCAGUCUGGUAUUACAGGAAGUAUCACCCACCGUAUCCAAGGAAAAACUGGUCGUCUCCAUAGCAGGGGGAAUCCCCAUUUCAUUUAUUGAAAAGAACCUCCCAGAAGGUUCAAAGGUUAUACGUGUGAUGCCAAACACGCCGGCCCUCGUGCUGGCUGCAGCGUCUGUACUUGCUCCAGGAAAGGAGGUUGAUUCAAAUGAUACAGAGCUUGUCAUUGAACUGUUGCAAUGUUUUGGUAUUGUGGAACCAGGCUCAGAGAAGUUGCUAGAUGCUGUAACUGGCCUCAGUGGAAGUGGACCAGCUUAUGCAUUUACUGCUAUAGAAGCUCUCUCUGAUGGAGGUGUAAAAAUGGGUCUACCCAGAGAUCUUGCAAUAAAAUUGGCAGCACAGACAUUAUUGGGGGCAGCAAAAAUGGUGUUAGAAACAGGAAAACAUCCAGGACAAUUAAAAGACGAGGUUUGCUCGCCGGGUGGGACCACUAUUGCAGCCAUGCAUAAACUUGAAAGAGGAGGCUUUAGGGCUACCCUUAUAGAUGCUGUUGAAGCGGCGACGCUAAGAGCCAAAGAACUAGGUGAAACAAAGUGAUGUGCUAAAUUGACUGAUGCAGCAAUGUGAUUGGAUGUUGAGAGAUACUGUGAAGACAUUAAUAAUCAGGAGGGACUAAAUCGAGGUGUUGUCAGUCUCCGAUGGACAAGCAAAAUUCUUAUUGUUUCGUUUUUUUUAUUUGAUAUUGAAAUCCACGAAUUUCUUCCGCAAAAUAGUGGUUUUGGCAGAAACCAUGAAAACUAAAUCCCAACGAAAUUUAAUCAAUUUACAGGAAACUAGGAAAAUGUGUUCACAGAUAAUCUGGAAUAUAGGUUGAUGUCGAUAGAAUUGAUUUCUAGAAUCUCAGUUUGAUAUUUUAUAUGGUGAAAGGGAGGUAACAAUUGAUGAUGGAAUGAGAGGUAAUUAUGUCUUCCCCCCACUGGGGGAGACAUAUUGUUUUUUCCCUGUCUGUCCGUCUGUCCAUCCGUCACACUUCAUUUCCGGAACCUUCAACUAUGCAUUGGGGGAGACAUGCGCUUUCCUACAAAAGCAUCUUCUGGUUAAUGAUGAAUUUUGUAAUGGAAACUCUUUAUCAGGAUAUUGUCAUAAUUGUGGCUUUUAAACAACUGACAAAAUUCAUAAUCAAAGACGUUUAAUACAGAAGAGUUAUUCAUCUUAUAGUAACCCUUCUAUUAUGACUUUAGAAAUUCAAGGGAGUAGACAGACAGCAAUAAUUAAAAUAUGCAACAUGAUUUAUCUGGAAUUCUGUUUUUUUUUUCGUUUUAGGAUUAAAAACUGGGUUUUUUUUAACUUUUUUUAAUGAAGGGACCCAUAAUAUGGGCACUAAGAUUGGACGAGUACCUGUGGGUUUGUUAGGGAACAUACCUUUUUUUUGCAGAAUUUUGUGAUGCUAUUUUACAGAUGUUAAGAACAUGUACAUUAACUGGGCAUUUCUAUGUUCUGAUGUGAUAUUUUACUAUUUUAGCACCAUUCUAUGCAGAUUCUUUUUUAUCCAAGAGAUUUAAGUGUGAAAAUAAAAAUGCUUUGCAUAUUCUUUGAGAGAUAUAAACAUAAAGUUAAACUGUUUGUACAUGAUCUCAUGUCACAUCAAUUAAAUUGGUUUUUAUAUAAUUUGUUGUUGAUACAUUCUUACACCUCAUAGCACAAAAGUGUAUGUUAUUUAAGAAAGGGUCACAAAAAAGCUGAACAAAGUUUAAAUAGCCAAUUUCUGAAGGUUUAAGCACAGGCAUUAUCUUACUGAGGUUUUUUGUGUAGGCCAGCUACUGUGAAAUCAUUAAUAUUCGUGGGGGACUAAUUUUCGUGGAUUUUUUGGUGGAGUCAAUCCACGAAAUUUAAUCCCAACAAACAAAUAAAAUUCCCAUUCACUUUAUGUUCGAAAGUUGUAAUCCACGAAUUCAUAUCCCCACGAAUCUGCCGUUUUGACUAAAACCACGAAAUUUCAUGCCCACGAAAUUAAAUGAUUUCACAGUAUUUAUAGAAAGCAUACACUUACUAACUGGCAAGCCAUUUAAUAAAAUGUUUUAUUAUAUGACUUCAGAAAUCAAUUUUCCACAAACGUUUUAUGUUAUACCCCCGGUGUCUUUCUGUCUGUCCGUCGGUUAGCAAUUUUGUGUCAGCUCUGUAACCCUUGAAACCUUUGAAGGAUUUCGAGGAAACUUGACACAAAUGUUCACCACAUCAAGAUGGCAUGCAAAGUGCAUGUUCUGAAUGGCUCACUUCAAGGUCAAGGUCACACUUGGGGGUUAAAGGUCAUAUGACUGUUUCAUAUCCACCCUGUAACUCUUAAAACUGCUUAACGGAUUUUAAAGAAACUUUGUACAAAUGUUCUCCAAAUCAAGAUGAUGUGCAGAGCGCAUGUUUUAGUUGGCUCGCUUCAAGGUCAAGGUCACACUUGUGAGUCAAAGGUCAUACCUGAACCCCUUGAAGGAUUUCAAUGAAACUUUACACAAAUGUUCAGUACUUCGUGACAAUUUGCAUCUGUCCGCUCUGUAACUCGUUAACUUCUUGAAGGAUUUUAAAGAAACUUGGCACAAAUGUUCACCACAUCAAGACGUGCAGAGCACGUUUCAGAUGGCAUGCUUCAAGGUCAAGGUCACACUUGGGGGUCAAAGGUCAUACCCUUGGAUGUAUAUUGCUCCUCAUUGCGGUGCUUUUGUUUUAAAUUUGACCUUAGCCCAGCAGCAAGUAUUGACUAGUCAUGCAGCAUAAACUAUGGAUUUAUAUAAGGUUUCAUGUACUGUAAUGAAUAGAGGAUAUUACACAAGCGUCUUUUCAUACUGAAUUUAUUAAACUCGUUAAAUAAACUCUGCCGAGCAUUUUAUCAAUUUUGUUUAACAAGUUCAAUAAAUUCAAUGUGGAAAGACACAAAUGUAAUAUUCUUUUUAUUACAUGUAAGCUUUUCCUGCUGAAACAUCAGAAUUUCGUCUUUCUUUACCUAUUAUAGACCCAGUAAAUUUGAUCAAUGUCUCCUAUACCUAAAAUGAUGUCAAUGUCAACGCCUUAUUACACUAGUGUAUUAUCAAAUUUAUGUAAUGGCUUUAUUUCACUCCCAAUACAUCAAAGGUGAUGAUAUACCCUUAUUUAAUGGCUUGCCUGUCAAUAUUUACAACUAUUUGCCAGAGGCCCAAGGCAAGCUAUUCUGAAUCAGUCGGUGUCUUAUGACCUGAUACUCUAAAUGAAUUUCAGUUUUUUUUAACUUUAUAGUCCGGGCUGGCAAAUAUGUGUAGUCCUUUAAACAGCACAAAAAAUGGACUGGCAUUUUAUAUAAGGACCAUCGAGGUACUAUAGAUGUUGCAGAAAGGACCAUUGAUGUAUACAAAUAGCUGUGCUCAAUGAUAGCUUUGAUGCUUUUCUAGGAAGAUCAACAGUUUCUGUAGAUAAAAUCAGUCUUUUUGUGCUCCCCCCCCCCCCCCACCGAAAUUUUUUUUUGAGAGGUUCGAUUUAUGCAACAAUUUGACUUUUGAUCAGCCAGGAAUGUAGCUGAUAGCUGUUACUUUCUCCAUACAAAACAUUUUAUCAUUUCACUAAUUAGUGUUUAUUAGAAUUGACUGUCUGAUAUUAAUGAGCCCUGGGCCCAUAUUCAUAAAGCUCCUAAGGAGAAACUUAGGAAAAUCCUCAACUUUGUAAAAUUUCCUAAACAACAUAGCACAAAAGAAAAGUGUAAACUUUAUAAGACUUAUUGAUAAUCUUCAUUACUAUACCAGACUCUAUGAGACAAUAUUGUUAGACAUUCCAAAUAUCUCGACGACUGUCCACAAAAAUGCUUCGGAAAUUUUCCCUUAGGAGCUUUAUGAAUACGGGCCUUGGAGUAAUCUGUCAAUUUGCAAAAGCAGAAGGAAGCUUAAAAUUGGAAUGUUACUGUUGCUUCCACUUACUUUCAAAAUCAAAUAGAGGUGACUCUCACACCUUUUAGGUAAAAUCUGUUCCUCACAAAAAUCAUUAAAAUAUGGUUGCUAUAAAUACAAAGAGUGGUACAAACUUACUGAAAUAUGAAUUUUGCAAGAUAUCCUAAAAUUUUCCAAAAGUAUUAUGCAGCAAGGAAUAAACCGUUGAAACGUUUUUGAUGUAAUUGAGAAAAUCCACAUUCUCUUUGACCAAUAUCUAAAAUUCAUUUUCAUGCAGUUUAUCAUUUUUUCAGUGUCACAUAUACAUUCUAUGAAAAACUUUGGGAAACAUACAUGUACAUGUUGAAAAAUUUCCCUCCGUCUAUGGGCAAGUACAACUUGCUUUUAAAAUUCAAACAGCCAUUUAUUGCCCACUAAAUUCUACAUUAAUUUUAUGCAAUGUAAGUUCUGCCUUCUUGCUUGUUUAACAUAUAGUUAAGGGAAUUUCCAUUUUAACAUACUUAGGAUAUCAAAUUUAAGUAGACAAAUAUUUCUAACAUAUAUUUUGAACACAUAAAGCAUGUACCACAAAUUCAGUGGAAGAAUGGACAGUAUCAAUAUGGAGGAUGUUUUCUUUGGACAGAAGUAGAUGCACAACAAUGAAAUAUUAAUCUUUUUAUUACAAAUGAUACAUAUAUAAAAAUAUAAUGACAACAGAAACAGGAACUGCUUUUGAAAACUUAGCUAUAAAAUGUAACUGCUUGUGUAACUGACGUAUACAAAUAUGUAUUGCCGUAUAACCUGUAUUAAGCAAACAGUCAAAGUGGCAACUUGAGAUAUGUUGAAAUUCGAACAAAGUCAACCUGGGAAGUUGGUCUGACAGGCUGCUCAAGGCAAGUGACUGCUCAAUACAGGUGGCUUCUAAGGGAGAUUCAACCUUAGUACCAAAUGAAACAUAUAUAACAUUAGAUCUAAACCAACAAAACUUGAGAUAUUUUUCACUGAACUGUUUUCCAUUAUUUACGGUACACUGCUGCAAUGACUCACUGCUACAUACUAUUCUAUUCUUUUUUAGGGAAAAUAGGGUACCAGAUGUGUAAGGAAAAGGUGUUAAAAAUGAAUUCUGAUUUGUGGUAAAAUCUUUGAAUAUAUACAAAAUAAAAAGAGUUUCUAUAUACAUGCAUAAAAGCCUAGUGAUGUUUGUAAUUUAUGUACAAAUGCAUGAUAAUUGAUAUUUAGAUAAUUACCAUAUUCAUUAUAAUAACAUAUACAGUCUUAAGGACAUUCCUUGUCAGGAAAAUCAGAAAAUAUAUGCAACAGUUGUUUUUAUUUUCAAACAGACUUGUCACUGGAAAGAGGUUAGCUUGACUAUGAAGAAAUACCGAAGCUUAGAUUAAUUGCCUCACUGGUCUUUAGUCAGCGCAUCAGGGCGGGCCUUAUUAUGUAAGUUAAAUGUGGAGGCACACAAUCAAGAAUAAGGUUUCAAAAUGCAACUUUUUGGUUGACAGAUUAUUUUAAAUUAAAACAUAUUUUUUGUCAAUUUGUUAUAUUGGUAUUUCACACCAUUUAGUUACUGACAAAUUUUAUGUUGUUAGUUCUGAAAAAAAAAAGAA